UUCCAAACGGUUGUCACCCGGUGGAGGCGAGGGGUUUUCAAAAUUGCACUAGUCAUUUCAGGUCAGCCUGCUGUCGAUUAUUUGGACGAAAGACUUUGUAACUCCGGCCUGUUGUAUCGUGUUUUUUAAGGAUGAGUUCGGUUGAUGUGAACGAUGAGAAUCGUGGCGUCUGCCCUGGAGGAAAGCAGAACAGCAUAAUUAACGACAUUUUUGCCCUGGAUCAGCCAACUGGGAGACCCUCCAUCCUGCGUCAGACAGAGAACCUGCCCAGCAAGACUGUGCCAAAGGGGGUGAAGGUUUGUUUUCAGACUCCAAGAAGAGACCCUGUGACUAAAAGAAUUGUAUCUCCCACCAAAACUGCCAAGAUGACCAGUGUGGACGAGUGUACAAAAGCAAUGGAGUCCUUAAAUUUGGAUAAAACUAAUACUUUACCACAAGACAUCACUGAGAAGCCUAAUGAGCCCAAACAAGAUGUGUCAUCCUAUCCAGAUGAUGACAUGCCAAUUCAAAGCAAAGGAGGCUAUCAGUUGGAUUUUGACAACCUUGAAGCAAUCAAUCCAUUUCAGGGCUCUAAUAAGAUGGUCCUCUCUCCUGCAAGGCCUGCUGUUGAAAACCCUCCUACAGAGUCUGAACCCACAAAGCCAGAGAAUAUCUUGGAGGAGCCCACCAAAAUAGAAUCUGCACUAGACGAGACACUUCCAUUCACCCCGUCUGUGGAAAACUCACUGGUUGACAUGUCCACCAACAUCAGCUCCACAGAGAGUAGUGUGGUCACAGUGGUGAAGGUCCCAGAGGUCGAGGAACAAGAUUCAUGGACUGCCACUCCCAAUGAAAAACAACCUGCUGAUAUGUCUCCAAAUGGCGAUCAAGACAAAGUGUCAGGCAGUUUUGUGGAAGAUGCUCCACUGCCAGCAAAAGGUGCUUACAACUUGGAUUUUGACAACCUCGAUGCAAUCAAUCCUUUCCAAACAGGUGGCUCUAAAAUUCAGAAUUCCCCUGUCGUUGGGAAAAGGGUGCCAGACAUUACACCACCUAUCGAGGAGACACAGGCAAAGGAAAAUAAACCCACAAAUGUUGUUGACAUACCUGAGGUGCCUGUUCAGCCUGAGAUGAAACCCGUAGCUGCAGUGGCUCCAAUCUCAGCCAGUGCUGCUGAAACUUCAGCUGCUGAAUCCAAGUCCCAGCCAGCUGAUGCCCCAACCAAGGAGGGACCAGUCAAACUUGAGUUCAACUUCGAUGAUGGCAGUGAGGUCAAACGGAAACCGCCACCCAAGAAAUUUGGCAAGAGGCCACCUGGUUCAAAACCUAAAGAGGGAAAGCUGCCAUGUGACGUCAAACCACCAAAAGCAACUCCAGUGCAGCCUGAUGCCAGUGAUAUCACAGAUGUUCCGGUUCCCAAAGGGUCUUACUCAAUUGAUUUUGACAAGUUUGACGACCCAGACUUCAAUCCUUUUGGCACAAAAGCAAACAUGAACAACUCUCCAAUGAGUAGCAAGAAAUCCGGCCCAGUGCUCACGGAAACUUCGAUUCCAGAGCAGCCGGACAAGCCUGUGGAAAAGGAAGUUGUGUCAUCAGCGUGUGCUGAAGAGAGUGUCCCAGCUGCAGAACCCAAACCUGCAAAUGCUGAAGACAAAGCUGCCACUGACAGUGAUAAGGGAUUACAGCCUGAAUCUGUACAACCCGUGGAGAGUCUCCCUGAGCAGAAGUCACAGACAGCCAUGCCAGAAUUCAAUGAUGAGUUUGUUCCUGGAACUAUCUUCAUGGCCAAUGACUUUGAUGGACAAAUCGAUUACCUUGAGCAGUUUGGCUCCAGCAGUUUCAAGGAGUCUGCAUUGAGGAAACAAUCCUUGUACCUCAAAUUUGACCCCCUCCUGAGAGAGAGCCCCAAGAAGCCUGCAGGCCCGGCUGCUCAGGCCCCUGCCCCUCGCCCCACUGCCUUUGUGUCACGGCUUGAAACUCCACAGAUGGCAGCAAAGGCUGCAAAUGGACCACAAAAGGAUGACUUCAAACUGCUUGAUGAUGCCACAGCAUCAGCUUCUCCAAUCCUCGCGGACCUUGUCCCUCCUUUCCCCCAGCCAGUAAACACAGAAGAUGCCAUCAUUGAAGUGCUGAAGUACAGUCAGAAAGACAUGGACGCAGCCAUCGCCAGGGUCCAGGCAGAAGGAAAGGAAACAGAGGAGCAAUGGAGUGCAAAGUAUAAAAAGUUACUUGACGAUGGUCAAGAAAUGAGGAAAAUUAUUGCAGAAUUUGAGCUCAUGAUUGCAAAAAUGAUGGCUGAUCAAGAGAAGGAGAGGGAGGUGGCCCAGACAAAGCUCACUGAGGCUCUGCUAGAGAAGGAGCAAGUGUCCAGUGACCUCAACACCAUGGAGAGAUCUUUCUCUGACCUUUUCAAGAGACUGGAGAAGUACAAGGAUGUGGUUGAGGGCUACAAAAAGAAUGAAGAGACUCUGAAAGCUUGUGCUCAGGACUAUCUGGUGAGGAUCAAAAAGGAGGAGCAGCGUUACCAGACCCUGAAAGCCCACGCUGAGGAGAAAAUUGCCCAUGCAAAUGCAGAGAUUGCAGAUGUGCGGUCCAAGAACAAAUCUGAGGUAUCUGCGCUUCAAGCCCAGCUGAAGCGGGAGCAGCUGAAGGUACAGUCACUGGAGAAGAGCCUGGAUCAGAAGGAAAAGGAGGUUGAAGAGCUCACCAAGCUUUGUGAUGAACUGAUCACCAACGUGCAGAAGGGUUGAGCUCUUUUGUAAAUACUGUAUAUUUUUCUUCUCUUUCUUCUUUGUUGGUGUCCUGAUCAUUUUCUUGUGCAGUUUGUUGUUCGUCUUUGUUAAUGUUCUUCUGGUACUGUAAAAAAGUUAAUAAAGAUGAUUUACAAGUUUUA
This is a messenger RNA of Epinephelus lanceolatus (giant grouper), 2872 nucleotides long. It is a transcript of the gene tacc3, whose product is annotated as transforming, acidic coiled-coil containing protein 3. NCBI's taxonomy places the organism in Eukaryota, Metazoa, Chordata, Actinopteri, Perciformes, Serranidae. The record is from RefSeq and is a predicted model, not a curated record. Gene Ontology annotation, cellular component: cytoplasm. Gene Ontology annotation, biological process: mitotic spindle organization; cerebral cortex development; nuclear migration.